UACGUUAUACCAGAAAUUGUACCAAUAUAGUAAACCAAACCAGACCAAUAACAACCAAUUGCAACCAAUAAUGGAGUAUGCCGGCAAGCCAGAUGCGAUUUUGUAGUGUCAUGAAGAUUGGUGUAAAGAAAUCAAUAUGGCCCUCAAGCUUGGAAAAUGUAGGCUCUGCCUCAAACUCGGCGACUUUUAUUCCAUCUUCACGAUGGAUAACAACUUGCAGCUCGCGGAGAUGGUUAUGGAAUGUGCUCGAGUAAAGAUAUAUGAAGGAGAUGGACUGCCAGACAAGAUAUGCUCAGAGUGUAUUCAGAAGCUUAGCAGUGCACACAUAUUCAAGCAGCAGUGUGAAAGAUCGGAUCAGGAGUUGCGACGAAAUUAUGUGCCUCCACCUGGUUACAGUGCUGUACCUUCACCUACAAACAGGCAGAGCAGCGACUCAGCAUUCUCUAACAACACAGAUGUGUCUGUUAAGACUCAGGCCACAACAUCGCCGACGGAAACAAAAGUCUCUCCUGCAAGUCGGAGCAGAAAACGUAGUGCGGAAAGUAUUGACAAUACAUCAUCCAGCGGACAAUCCUAUGAAUACCGACCCACCUCUACUAAACGAGUGGCGGAACUUCGUGCUGCAGAAAAAAGGCCAAGAAGAACCCUUAACUCUUCUAAUGCAGACUCUGAUUAUGAAGACAAUAGUGGUUCCCAAUGCUCUGUUGAAACUGAUUCUGAUGAACCAUCAAAGAGCGAAUUCAAAUGUAAAGUUUGUGGCAAAGAAUUCGCCUCACAAAAAGGUGUGUCCGCACAUUCCAAAGUUCAUUUAAGGAAAAGUUACAAGAACGUUAUAGUCAACAUACCACAACCUGUUGAGAAUAGUGAAGUGGAGAAUGCCAAUGAUAUUGAGGAUAAGAUGGAAUGUGAGAAAUGUGACAAGAAAUUUAAAUUGAAAAUAAUGUUGAAACGUCACCAAGAAACAUGCGGAAAGAUAUUACCAAAGUCACCAAUUAAAGAGUUGCAAGUUUCACUGGAGCCAAUUGACUCUGUUUCCUCGCAAAACAAAAUUGAAUGUGAAAUGUGCUCAAACAAAUUUAAAACUAUAGAUAAUUUGGAGAAACAUAUGAGAGUAGUACAUGCGGCUGUUCUAAAACGCGAUAAAUAUGAGCAAAUAGUCGAAAACGGUGCAAACGUCGCCCCUUGUUAUUUUUGCGCGCAGCCAUUCGAGGAUUAUAAUGUUUACAUUGAACACUUUGAUAAUUGUUCAAAGAAGCGCGAUGUUAUUAUUUUCACAUGUCCACUCUGCCGCAAAGUUUUGUCUAAAAAGAGCACUUAUUUCCUUCAUAUAAAAAAUAUGCAUUUGUCUGUUUGUGGGGAACAAAACAAGAGUGUCGACAAAUCUAUGGAAGGUUCAUUUGAAUGUCGCAUAUGUAGUAAGAAGAUGGUGUCUCAAGACCAGCUCAUAAGUCAUCUGGCAGGGCAUAUGUCCAACAUGGGUGAUGAUGAAAUGGCUGAAGUCAAUACAUGUGAAAGUCCUACAGACAAUGAAGCAGAUUUAGCAAACUACUCAAAUCCUCAUGUAUCUUCUGGACCACUGAAGUGUAGCAUGUGUGAGAAACGAUUCACCUAUAAGAAAGCUCUCGUCACUCAUGAACAGAAGCACUUGGAUGGAGAGUUAGAGAUAAAACAAGAGCCAGAGGAGAAGGACAGCAGUUUGCUGAGCGAGUCCUACCGUGAGUCCGAGUCGGAAUCUAGUCAAGAAGACGAUGACGACAAUACAUGCGAUAUUUGUGAGAAGGAAUUUUCUUACAAGCGUCUGUUAAUUCAGCACAAGAAGACCAAACACAACAUGAGCUCCGGCACGAAGAGAGCCAAAAUCAGCCUCAAAGACUGCAGUGUGAAGUGUCUCAUCUGUGACAUAGAAAUGAAAGUGAGCGCAAUAAACGAGCACAACCAAAAACACACAACUAUUAACAUAAAGCCUCGUAAUCUGUACACGUGUGCGGAAUGCAAUGAGAAGUUUAAGAGCUGCAGCUCACUGGCCACGCACAUCAAGUUGGUGCACCGGCUGAAGCAGCCGCAAACGCCCAAGCUGCAGCGCGCGGAGUUGGCGGAUUUUUGUGAGGUCGUCGUGACCAAGACGGAACCUCUGGCUUCGGGCCAGGAUCGCGACGACCUUGUGACGGUUCCGUCUGAUCCCGAGUCUGCACCACUAGUCAAUCUGUCCGGCUUCACCUGCCCCACCUGUGGCAAGCAGAUGCCCACCUUGAUAUCACUGAAGAGGCACAUCAACUGGCAUUCUAAUGUCGGCAACAACAUUGAAAAGAAGCUGGAAUGUUUUGUCUGUAAAGAGGUAUUCCGGUUCCAGUGUCACUACCGGCUGCACAUGCGAAAACACUACAACGACACAAACCUGGACCCCGCGCUUCUCACCUGCACCAUCUGCAACCGCAAGAGCAAGCACCUCCGCGCCGCGAAGGCACAUAUGAAUUUCCACAAACAGACGCGUUUCAAGAAUAAGGACUACCAGUGCUCCAUAUGCAAGAGAGUCUUUCAGUUCCGAAAGGUGUACCUUUCUCACAUGGCGAUACACUACAAGCGCGGCGAGAGCGCCAACAACACGGUGGUCGGCAUCGAGUCGGCCGUCGCCCGCGAGCCCGCCGCGGCACACACCUGCCAAUACUGCGGGAAAGUGUGCGACUCCGAAGUCUCGCUCAAGCAUCAUGUCAUAUGGCACAAGUCGAAGACCUCGCUCUUCGGCGCCCGUCAUGAAUGCAACAUCUGCGGCAUUAUGUUCACCAACAAGAGAACAUUGGAGCUGCAUGUCCGAUCUCAUUACGAGGACGACAAUGGCCCUUACAAAUGUACAAUAUGCGGGAAAGGAUUCAUCGACGAAGUCUAUCACAGAAAACACGUGAAGGGGCACAACUUUGAUCACCAAUCGCACCAGGCCAGGAUAGCGAAGCUCAGAAAGGACAAGGUAAAGUGCCCGAUUUGUAGCCGAUUCUAUCCCGAUCUCGUUAAACUCAUCCGUCAUCUGCGGCGGACGCAUCCCGAGAGCAAAAUGAUAAAGAACGAUCCGGAUGCGCCGCAGCAGAGUUACUUCUCGUGUAAACUAUGCGCCAAAGUAUUCCUCGACGAGCGCAGGCUGCAGCACCAUGAGGAGGCCCACUUGAGGAAGCCGGAAUUCUUUAAAUGCAAAUUCUGCGGCAAGAAGACCAUGUCUUUGAAGGGUCAUCGCCUGCACAUUAAAUCUCACUUGACACAAAAAUAUAUCGAUGAGCCUCUCAAGUGCAUGCAUUGCGAGGAAACCUUCACGCGGGGAUACGAUCUGCAUUAUCACCUGCGCGACGUCCACGACAUCACCGAGACGUGGAUAGCGGAGCGCACCGAGAUAACGCUGAAUGGACCUCUCAAAGAGUUCCAGUGCUCCAUCUGCCUUAAGAUACUCGCGAGCAAAGGCAACUUCGAGCGACACAUUGAUUACCACAAUUCACUGAGGUGCAACUACUGCUUCGACUACUUCAGCUCGCUCAGAUUCUUGGAGGGCCACCUCACCUUCAGCUGCGACAAGAAGAAACUCGUCGGCGACACGGAGGUGUAUCCCCGGAAAGUGAAGUGCCAUAUCUGUUACAAAGCAUUUCAUCUUCAAGUUAAAUUAGACUGUCAUCUGAGAACUCAGCACAAUAUUAAAGUUUGUAAAGAGGUGUCUGAAGGUAAAAAGGACUUUGUCUGCGAUUAUUGCUUUAAAGUGUUCGAGAAUGAGUUCGCUCUGAGUACUCACAAAGUCUAUCAUCGCACCGUCGGUUUCUACGGCUGCCUGUACUGCAACCGAAAGUUCAACACACUGACGGUGUUCAAAAAGCAUAAAAACCAUCAUUUUUCACAGCUGAACGUCGACAACCCGACCAAGUGCGAGCACUGCGAUGAGACUUUUGUCGCAUUUAGAGAGUUUAUAUAUCACAUGAGAGAUGUCCACGGGGACGAUAAGGAAUGGACGGUAUUGCCCAAAGAGUCGAUAGAGGAAAAGUGCCAUAUUUGCAACAAAAUAUUCUUCAACCUCCACAAACAUUUGGCAUACCAUGAAGAGAAUAGAUGUAAAAAAUGCUCAGAGUAUUUUUACUCUCAGAUUGAGUACGACAAUCACCUGUGCGCAAUAGAGAGUGAAGAAGAGGUCGAUGAGAAGAACGAAAGUGAUCUAAGACCGAAAUACGAGGAGUGUGCGUUUUGCUUCAAGCCCACGACGAAGAAGAACUCGCAGCGGCUGCACGACCAUAUCCAUAAGGUGUCCGGCUCCAUCUCGUGCCGCUUCUGCCCUCUCAAGUUUAAAACUAUUGACGCGUUCAACAUCCACGCGUUCUCCCACCGCAGCAGAAAGUACGACAAGAAGCCGAUAAAGUGUCGGCAGUGCGGGGAGAAAUUCGUGCGCUACGGACCCUUCAUAAGGCACAUGAGGGCGGUGCACAAGUCGAAGCAGAAACUGCACUACCGCGCGAUGGUGCGCCCGGAGCCGUGCGUCGUCUGCGGGGAUCUCUUCCCCAACUUGCACAACCACUACCGCGCGCAUCUUCAGAACCAGUGCCAGCAGUGUCGCAAAUACUUUACUUCUUGCAAAGUGUUCUCACAACACGAAUGCGACAAAGAGGAUUCUAAUCCAUCGAAAGUGUUCACCUGCGACGAGAACCUCUUGGCUCUUAUCAAUUCGUACACGCCCAAGGACGAGAAAGACGACGAAAAAUUCUACGGGCACAGCGAUGAUGAGGACGAGAUGGCCGUAGAGCCGAAUGUACCUCACAAUGAUUACAUGACACAAGAUGAGGAGAGUCAAAAUUCCACAGAUAUGAGUAUUCAUCAAAUGGUCCAUGCGCCCAUUAUAUCAGAUGUUCUAUCGCUUUACAAGCAAAAGGAAGAAGAGACUCUUAAUGUGGUCGACUUGGUCGAUGAUAACAGCCUAGACGGUGAAGAUAUUGUUAACAUCAUUACUAUAGAUGACUGAAUUAAUCUAACUAACAUUUGAUGUGGAAAUUAUUGAGUAAGCUAAGCUAUUUGAGUAUCUGUUUUCAUUGACCAAAGCAUAUGGCAAAUAAAACUGAAGAAUUCUCCACUUUAAGU
This is a messenger RNA of Papilio machaon (common yellow swallowtail), 5094 nucleotides long. Its product is annotated as zinc finger protein 729. Lineage: Eukaryota; Metazoa; Arthropoda; Insecta; Lepidoptera; Papilionidae. The transcript is spliced from 6 exons. Gene Ontology annotation, molecular function: zinc ion binding; DNA-binding transcription factor activity, RNA polymerase II-specific; RNA polymerase II transcription regulatory region sequence-specific DNA binding. The record is from RefSeq and is a predicted model, not a curated record. The coding region runs from base 137 to 4978 and encodes 1613 amino acids. Gene Ontology annotation, cellular component: nucleus. Gene Ontology annotation, biological process: regulation of transcription by RNA polymerase II.